UUGCCCUUGGCGCGAUGGCGGACAAGCGAGUGGAGUUCCUGGAGAACUACUCCACGCUCUCCCUCCGCUUCAAGCCGGACAAGUGGGCCAAGUUCGUGGGCAGCGAGGAGACCAGCGCCAUGCUCACCGAGUUCUUCGAGAAGCAGGACUUGCUGGCGCUGGUCCUGAGCCUCGCCCCCGCCGGGCAGCUGGUGCCCUGCCUCGACUUCCCGCCGGCGCUCAAGAGCAAAGGGGUUUACUUCGUCAAGCAGAAGAAGGAAAACAUCACCAAGGAGAACUUCCGGACCCGGCUCCUGGUGGGCGACAUCAGCCCCUUCCCCGUGGACCAGCUCAUCGCCGUGGUGGAGGAGGUGGUUUACGCCCUGUUCAUGAGCAGCGAGAACAUGAGCGGGUGGCCCCAGGUGGUGUCUGACGAUGUUGUGAAACAAGCCCAGAGGCUGAAAAACGAAAUGUUUGUGAUGGGAGGGAAGAUCAAAGGGAAGACGCUGCUGCCCCUGCCUGAGCACCUGGAGACCCUGGGCAGCUCCACCGACCUCCUGGACAGGCUCCUGGGGGCAGUGGACAGCUCCCUCCUGCACUCCAUCGAGACGAUCAUCAUCGACUGGUCCCACCAGAUCCGGGACGUGCUGAGCAAAGAGUCUGCCCAGCCCCUGCUGGACGGGCUGCUUGCGCCCAAAGUCAGCAAGAUCGCGGAGAUCCUGAAGAAGGCGAAGAGCUGCUACUGGCCGGCGCUGAGGAACGUGUUCAAGGACGUCCGGCUGCCUCCCUACAUUGACAGCGUCAUGUACACGGUCUGCUUGAUCUGGGCCAACUCGGAGCAUUACAACACGCCCUCCCGGGUCAUCGUCAUCCUGCAGGAGAUCUGCAACCUCCUCAUUGAAAUGCUGCCUCCCUACAUUGACAGCGUCAUGUACACGGUCUGCUUGAUCUGGGCCAACUCGGAGCAUUACAACACGCCCUCCCGGGUCAUCGUCAUCCUGCAGGAGAUCUGCAACCUCCUCAUUGAAAUGACUCGGAACUUCCUGAGCCCGGAGGAGGUGCUGAAGGGCCUGCAGGGCGAGAUCGAGGAGAUCUUGGGCGGGAUCAAGCUGGGCCCAGCGGUUAUCGAGCGGCUGUACCAGGCCUACCACAGGUGCUGCGCGGAGCUGAUGCCCACGUUCUUUAAGGACAAGGAGGCGAGGCUCUGGGAGUUCCCGUCCUCUCUCGUCUUCACCCGAAUGAACUCCUUCCUGCACCGAGUGAAGACUAUCGAGGAGCUGUACGUAACAGCGAUUGAAUUUCUGAAGCUGGAGAAGAUUGAGCUGGGUGGCGUGAGAGGCAGCAUCCUGGGGAGCUUGGUGUUUCAGAUUUACGAGGAGGUCUCGGAGCUCAUUAAGGUUUUUGCUGACUGCAAAUACGACCCCUUAGACCCCGCCGACGAGGAAUUUGAUGAAGAUUUUGCAGAGUUCCAGACCAAAAUUCAGGAUUUGGAUAGAAGAUUGGCAACCAUUUUUUGUCAAGGCUUUAAUGACUGUAACAGCAUUGAAUCUGCUGUCAAGCAAAUCCACAUGUUUGGCUCGCUCCUGGACCGACCGCUGAUAAAGGCGGAAGUGGCCCCUCACUACUCCACCCUGCUGGAGAUGUUUUCUGUGGAGCUGGACAACGCAAAGACCAUGUACGAUGCCCAGAUCGCCGGCAUAAAGUCUGGCGGUGUGCCGCCCAUCAGCAAAAACAUGCCUCCCGUCGCCGGGCAGCUGAAGUGGGCUCUGGAGCUGCAGGAAAGGCUGGAGAGGCCGAUGAAGGAGCUGCAGACCAUCGAUCACCCGGUCAUGGUCAGUGCUGAAGCCAAGCUGGUGUCCGAGAAGUACCAGGAGAUGACGCAGAAGACCUACGAGGGGUGGAUAAGCCGAGUGGACGCCGACUGCCAGUUUAACCUCCAGCAGCCGCUCAUCCUGCGCGAUCCAAACACCUCUCUCAUCAGCGUGAACUUCAGCAAGGAGCUAGUUGCUGUUCUACGCGAAGUCAAGUAUUUGAGCUUUCAGAAGCAGAAAGACAUCCCAGAAAGCGCCGGGAGCCUCUUUUCUCAAAACGAAACUUUCCGCAAGUUUCUGGACAACCUGGAUCUCAUUGUCGGUUGGUACAAUAAGAUCAAGACGACCAUCCUGUACGUAGAGCUGCCCCUGGUCAAGCAGGAGCUGGAGGAGAACGACGUCAAGCUGCAGAAAGCCGAAACCACCCUGUUUUGGAGCAACGAAGGGGUGCUGGAAUACAUUCAAGAGAUGAGAAACGUCUUGCAUGAUUUAGAGGCAAGAAUCCAGAAAACCAAGUUAAAUGUGGAAAAUAUCAACCAGCUUAUGCAGGAAUGGUCAGCCAGCCCCCUGUUCGAAAGGAAGGACAAUAAGGAAACGGCUCUCUUGGACUUGGACGGGAAGGCGCAAACCAUAAACAAACGCUAUGCGGCGAUUAAAGAUUCUGGGCAAAAGAUUCAGACGAUGCUUAUGGAGAACGCCGACUUGUUCAAGGCUGAUAAGGCCUCCAGGAUCUGGCGCGACUAUGUGGAGUACGUGGACGACAUGGUCCUGGAUGGAUUCUUCAGGUUCAUUCGCAAUUCUCUCCAGUUUCUGCUCACCAACAUGGCAGCCGAGGCCAAUGUGGCGCCGCUGUUCGAAGUGCACAUGGAACUGCACCAUGACCAGCUGAGAUACCGCCCCUCGCUGGAGCUGGGCGCUGACAACGGCUUUCUGGACGUGGUGGAGAACCUCAUGAAUGACAUCUACAGCACGGCCAAGCUCGUGCCCCGGCUGGCCAAGGGCAAGCUCAGCUACAAGAGCGACCUGGAGGACACCCCGGACCUGGUGGAGAUGCGGGAGGAGGGGAGCUCUCUGCGAGGCGGCCCUGCCUUGCAGAUCGACUCCUACGAGAAGCUCUACGAGGAAGUGUCCCGGUUCGAGAACACCAGGGUCUUCAGCGGCUGGGUGCAGAGGGGCUGUCGCCCCCCCCAGCCGGCCCUGGCAGGAGCGGGGCUCUUGCGGGCUCCCCCUGAGCGAGGCGGCCCUGCCUUGCAGAUCGACUCCUACGAGAAGCUCUACGAGGAAGUGUCCCGGUUCGAGAACACCAGGGUCUUCAGCGGCUGGCUGCAGAGCGACUGUCGCCCCUUCAAGCAGGCUCUGCUCAACACCAUCAAGCGCUGGAGCCUCAUGUUCAAGCAGCACCUCAUCGACCACGUCACGUCCAGUCUCCAGGGGCUGGCGGUGUUCAUGAAAGAGGCAAACGCCGGCUUGACCAAGCCCCUGAAAGAGGGCGACUACGACGGGCUGGUGGAGGUGAUGGGGCACCUGAUGAGAGUCAAAGACAGGCAGGCGGUGACCGACCACAUGUUCGAGCCCCUCAAGCAAACCAUCGACCUGCUGAAGACUUACGGCGAGGAGAUGCCGGAAGAGAUUCACAUGCAGCUCCACGACCUGCCGGAGCAGUGGAACAACACCAAGAAGUUAUCUUUCCAGGUGAAGCAGAACGUGGCUCCUCUGCAGGCCACGGAGGUCGCCAUUCUGCGGAGGAAGUGCCAGCAGUUUGAGAUCAAGCAGCACGAAUUUCGGGAGAAGUUCCGGGAAGAGGCUCCCUUUAUUUUCACUGACCCAAAUCCCUAUUGGUCCCUCAACAAGGUACUGGGCUGCGAGGGGACCCGUGGGCUGGGCCCGUUCUCCUGCACAAUUCCAGCCCCUCCUUACAGGAGGCUGAAGGGGGGAGGGAGUGGGGGGGGGUGUUGCCGGGACGGCACGUGGCACUGCGUUCCCACGCAGGUGAACGCCAGCAUCGACGACUGGAAGACCACCAAGUGGAAAGAGAUUAACGUGGAGCAGAUGGACAUUGAUUCCAAAAAGUUUGCUAAAGACGUGAGGAGUCUAGAUAAAGAAAUGAGGCCCUGGGACGCCUUCGUGGGGCUGGAUAACACCGUGAAAAACAUGAUCACCUCCCUGCGCGCCGUGAGCGAGCUGCAGAACCCCGCCAUCCGAGACCGGCACUGGCACGAGCUCAUGCAGGCCACCAAGGUGAACUUUGUCAUGUCAGAGAAGACGACCCUCGCCGACCUGCUGCAGCUGAAUCUGCACAAGUUUGAGGAUGAAGUUCGCAGCAUCGUGGACAAGGCCGUGAAAGAGUCGGGCAUGGAGAAGGUCUUGAAAGCCCUGGACAGUACCUGGUCAACCAUGCAGUUUGAACACGAGCCCCAUGCACGGACGGGGACCAUGCUGCUCAAGUCGGAUGAAUCGCUUGUCGAGACCCUGGAGGACAACCAAGUGCAGCUGCAGAACCUGAUGACGUCCAAGUAUCUCGCUCACUUUCUCCAGGAAGUGUCCAGCUGGCAACAGAAACUGUCAACCGCUGACUCCGUGAUUAGCAUCUGGUUUGAAGUGCAGAGAACGUGGAGCCAUCUGGAGAGCAUCUUCAUUGGCUCGGAAGACAUCCGCAACCAGCUGCCGGAGGACUCGAAACGCUUCGACUCCAUCGACCGAGAUUUUAAAGAAUUAAUGGCCGAAGCAGUGAAAACCCCCAACGUUGUCGAAGCGACAAAUAAGCCAGGCCUCUAUGACAAGCUCGAAGCCCUGCAGAAGAGCCUGGCGCUCUGCGAGAAGGCUUUGGCCGAGUAUCUGGAGACGAAGAGGCUGCCUUUCCCCCGCUUCUACUUCGUCUCGUCCGCCGACCUGCUGGACAUUUUAUCGAAUGGGAAUGACCCAGUUGAGGUGUGCCGCCACCUGUCCAAGCUGUUCGACAGCAUGGCGAAGCUGAAGUUCAGACUGGACGCCGCCGGCAAGCCGCUGAAGGGCGGCUUGGGGAUGUACAGCAAGGAGGACGAGUAUGUGGAUUUUGACAAGGAGUGUGAUUGCUCCGGGCAGGUGAGUGGGGUCAUUUCAAUGACCAGCAUCGUCCCCGCGCGCGGAACGGCCUGCAGCCGACCCCCGUCCGACCCGUGUUCCGUGCCUCGGUGGCAGGUGGCGCUCACCUGCACGCAGAUCUGGUGGACGACCGAGGUCGGCAUCGCCUUCUCCAGGCUGGAGGAAGGUUAUGAAAACGCGAUUAAAGAUUACAACAAAAAGCAGAUCAGCCAGCUGAACACGCUGAUCACGCUGCUCAUCGGCAGCUUGACCUCGGGGGACAGGAUGAAGAUCAUGACAAUCUGCACCAUCGAUGUGCAUGCCAGGGACGUGGUGGCCAAAAUGAUCCUUGCCAAGGUGGAGAAUUCCCAGGCCUUCACCUGGCAGUCCCAGCUCCGACACCGCUGGGACGAAGAGAGGAAGCACUGCUAUGCCAAUAUAUGCGACGCGCAGCUGCAGUAUUCCUACGAGUACCUGGGGAACACCCCGCGCCUCGUCAUCACGCCGCUGACCGACCGCACAGGGCUAGUAGCCAAAGCAGGCAUGGGCCGGCCCAGCCCUUUCCCACAGUCCUGUGGGAACAUCUACAAGGGGCUGGCUCAAACGGGAGCCUGGGGCUGCUUUGAUGAGUUCAAUCGCAUUUCCGUGGAGGUGCUGUCCGUCAUUGCUGUGCAGGUAAAAUGCGUGCAAGAUGCCAUUCGGGCCAAAAAGAUAACAUUUAAUUUCCUUGGAGACGUGAUUUCUCUCACGCCAACCGUUGGACUAUUCAUAACAAUGAACCCAGGCUAUGCAGGCCGGACGGAAUUGCCGGAAAAUCUCAAAGCUUUAUUCAGACCCUGUGCCAUGGUUGUCCCAGACUUUGAGCUCAUCUGUGAAAUCAUGCUUGUGGCAGAAGGGUUUCUCGAUGCCAGGCUGCUUGCUAGAAAGUUUAUUACUCUCUAUACGCUAUGCAAAGAGCUACUGUCCAAGCAGGAUCAUUAUGACUGGGGCUUGAGAGCGAUCAAGUCUGUGCUGGUGGUAGCAGGCUCCUUGAAGAGGGGGGACCCGGGCCGUGCGGAGGAUCAAGUCCUGAUGAGAGCUUUGCGAGACUUCAACAUCCCCAAGAUUGUGACGGACGACCUGCCAGUGUUCAUGGGGCUCAUUGGAGACCUUUUCCCAGCGCUGGACGUCCCUAGAAAACGGGACCUGAACUUUGAAAAGAUUAUCAAGCAGUCCAUCCUGGAGCUGCGGCUGCAGGCUGAGGAGAGCUUUGUGCUGAAGGUGGUGCAGCUGGAAGAGCUGCUUCAAGUGAGACACUCGGUGUUUGUCAUCGGCAACGCGGGCAGCGGCAAGUCCCAGGGACUGAAAUCCCUGAACAAGACUUACCAGUCCCUGAAGAAGAGGCCUGUUGCGGUGGACCUGGACCCGAAAGCCGUAACCUGCGAUGAGCUGUUCGGGGUUAUUCACCCAGCCACCCGGGAAUGGAAGGAUGGGCUGUUUUCUACCACGAUGCGAGACCUGGCGAACAUCACGCACCUUGGCCCCAAAUGGAUCAUUCUCGAUGGCGACAUAGACCCCAUGUGGAUUGAGUCUCUGAACACGGUCAUGGACGAUAACAAGGUGCUCACCUUGGCGAGCAAUGAGCGGAUCCCCCUCAACCCCACCCUGAGACUCCUCUUUGAGAUCAGCCACCUGAGGACAGCGACGCCCGCCACCGUGUCCAGGGCGGGAAUCCUCUACAUCAACCCCGCCGACCUGGGCUGGAACCCCGUGGUGAGCAGCUGGAUCGAGAAGCGAACUGUGCAGUCGGAGAAAGCCAACCUAAUGAUUCUGUUUGAUAAAUACCUGCCGACAUGUCUCGAUAAGUUGAGGUUCGGGUUCAAGAAGAUCACGCCCGUCCCUGAAGUCACCGUCAUACAAACCAUCCUGUAUCUGCUGGAAUGCCUCCUGACGCCGACUAACACGCCACCAGACUCCGCCAAGGAGCUGUAUGAGCUGUACUUCGUGUUUGCGUGUUUCUGGGCCUUUGGGGGAGCCAUGUUUCAGGACCAGCUCGUGGACUAUCGUGUGGAGUUCAGCAAGUGGUGGGUGAAUGAAUUUAAAACCAUCAAGUUUCCGUCUCAAGGGACGAUCUUCGACUAUUACAUAGACCCGGAGAGUAAGAAAUUCCUGCCUUGGAACGAUAAGGUGCCUCCAUUCGAGCUGGACCCAGAGGUCCCUUUGCAGGCUUCUGUGGUCCACACGACAGAAACCAUCCGGAUUCGCUAUUUCAUGGACCUGCUGAUGGCCAAGAAAUGGCCUGUGAUGCUGGUGGGGAACGCGGGCACAGGGAAGUCGGUCAUGAUGGUAGACAAGCUGCAGGCGCUGAACACUGAUGACUACCUGGUCCAGGCCGUGCCCUUCAACUUCUACACGACCUCAGCCAUGCUGCAGGCUAUUCUCGAAAAGCCCUUGGAGAAGAAAUCGGGGAGAAACUUUGGUCCGCCAGGCACGAAGAAGCUGAUUUACUUCAUAGAUGAUAUGAACAUGCCUGAAGUGGAUAAGUAUGGCACAGUCGCUCCGCACACGCUGAUCAGGCAGCACAUGGACCACGGGCACUGGUAUGACCGGAUCAAGCUGACGCUAAAGGAUAUUCACAACUGCCAGUACGUGGCCUGCAUGAACCCUACAUCCGGCUCCUUUACCAUCGACUCCAGACUCCAGCGCCACUUCUGCGUCUUUGCCGUGAGCUUUCCUGGCCAGGACGCGCUGGUGACCAUCUACAGCACCAUCCUGGCGCAGCACAUGGCCAUCCGCAACGUCUCCGUGCUGGUCCAGAAGAUCCUGUCCCCACUGAUCUCCGGCGUGCUGGCCUUACACCAGAAAAUUACAUCUUCCUUCCUGCCUACGGCCAUCAAGUUCCACUACGUGUUCAACCUCCGGGACCUCUCGAACAUCUUCCAGGGACUGCUGUUCUCCACGGCUGAAUGCCUGAAGACGCCGCUUGACCUGGUCCGGCUCUGGCUCCACGAAGCUGAGCGAGUCUAUGGAGACAAACUCAUCGACGAGAAAGACAAAGAAAGCUUCGGCCGAGUCCUCGCCGCGACCUGUAAAAAGUACUUUGACGAGCUGGGCGAGGGCCUGCUGUUUGCCAAGCCCAACAUCUACUGCCACUUUGCCCAGGGCAUUGGUGAGCCCAAGUACCUCCCUGUGGCCGACUCGCAGAACCUGAACAAGCUGCUGGUGGAGGCUCUGGACUCGUACAACGAGGUCAACGCCGUCAUGAGCCUGGUGCUGUUCGAAGACGCCGUGUCUCACAUCUGCCGCAUUAAUCGGAUCUUGGAGUCCCCCCGCGGGAACGCCUUGCUGGUGGGCGUGGGAGGCAGCGGAAAGCAAAGCCUGUCCCGGCUGGCCGCCUACAUCAGCGCGCUGGACGUGUUUCAGAUCACGCUGAAGAAAGGCUAUGGAAUUCCAGACCUCAAGCUGGACCUGGCCUCGCAGUACAUCAAAGCAGCCGUGAAGAACACGCCCACCGUCUUCCUCAUGACCGACUCCCAGGUGGCCGAGGAGCAAUUCCUGGUGCUGAUCAACGAUCUCCUGGCCUCCGGCGAGAUCCCCGGCCUCUUCCAGGACGACGAAGUGGAAAAUAUCAUCGGCGCCAUGCGGCCACAAGUGAAAUCCCUCGGCCUGCAGGACACCAGGGAGAACUGCUGGAAAUACUUUAUCGACAAAGUCAGGCGGCAGCUAAAGGUCGGGGUGUGUGCGUGUGUCUGUGUGUGUGUGUCUGUGUGUGUGUGUGUGGGAGCUGCAGCCUGGCUGGGGGGCAAGGGGCCGGGAGGGUGGCUGUGGAGUGCAGCCCAGGCUGGCCACAGAGCCCGCGGGCGCCCGGCUGGAUACGAUUCGCUCUGGCAUCCUGCCCUGUUUCCCUGGGUCCUUCUGCCUGUCCAUGGGCAGGGGCGAGCUGGGGCUUCUGCCUCGCCGAGUAUCUGCCGCGUUCGGGCUCGCUGAGCGUCUGCAGGGAGGGGGAACUGAUCGCAUGCUCGGGCCCUACUGCAGCCGGAAGUCAAGGUCUCCAUCAGCCAGUUUAUGUCCUAUGUCCACAAAACGGUAAACGAGAUGUCCAAAGUCUACCUGGCCACCGAGCGACGCUACAACUACACAACCCCCAAGACCUUUCUGGAGCAGAUCAAACUCUACCAGAACCUGCUCACGAAGAAGAGGAGAGAGCUCAUCGCAAAAAUCGACAGGCUGGAGAACGGCUUAAUGAAGCUGCAGAGCACCGCGUCCCAGGUCGCGGACCUGAAGGCCAAGCUGGCUCUGCAAGAGCUGGAGCUGAAGCAGAAGAACGAGGACGCGGACAAGCUGAUCCAGGUGGUGGGGGUGGAGACGGAGAAGGUGAGCAAGGAGAAGGCCAUUGCCGACGAGGAGGAGCUGAAGGUCCAGGUCAUUAACACGAACGUGACAGAGAAGCAAAGAGCCUGUGAGACUGACCUGGCCAAGGCAGAACCCGCUUUGCAAGCAGCACAGGAGGCUCUGGACACGCUCAAUAAGAACAACCUGACGGAGCUGAAGUCGUUCGGCUCGCCCCCCGAGGCCGUGGUCAAUGUCACGGCAGCUGUGAUGAUCCUCACGGCCCCCGGGGGCAAGAUCCCCAAGGACAAAAGCUGGAAGGCGGCGAAAAUCAUGAUGGGGAAAGUCGACUCUUUCCUGGAUUCCCUGAAGAAGUACGAUAAGGAGCACAUCCCGGAGCCCUGCCUGAAAGCAUUUAAGCCCUACCAGUCAGACCCAACCUUCGACCCCGAGUUCAUCCUCUCCAAGUCCACGGCUGCAGCCGGCCUGUGCUCCUGGUGUUUGAACAUCGUGCGCUUCUACGAGGUGUACUGCGACGUGGCGCCCAAGAGGCAGGCCCUGGAGGAGGCUAACGCGGAGCUGGCGGAGGCGCAGGAGAAACUCAGUCUCAUUAAAAACAAGAUUGCGGUGCCGAUUCCGGUCACGCCAGGCUUGGACCCGCUGAGCCUGCUGACGGACGACGCGGACGUGGCCACCUGGAACAACCAGGGGCUGCCCAGCGACCGCAUGUCCACGGAGAACGCCACCAUCCUGUGCAACACCGAGCGCUGGCCGCUCAUCGUGGACGCCCAGCUGCAGGGGCUGAAGUGGAUUAAGAACAAGUACGGCGAGGACCUGAAAGCGAUCCGCCUGGGCCAGAGGAGUUACAAACCCCCGUUAGAGUUCCGCAGUUUCCUAGUUGAGUUCUUUCAGAACUCUUGGCCCUGGGUGGGGUCUGAAGGGAGCCUGCCAGGCGGCCUUUGCAAAGCUUCUCAGUCCACUGGGAGUUGGCACCCGUCUCCCAGCCCCUGGGGUGUCGCUGCCGUUAGCGCAUGGGGGGUGCCAAUGGGUUUUGCACAUCCCAAGAGUGGCUUGGUUCCUUGGCUGAGCAGGUACAUUAAGAUCGGGGACAAGGAGGUGGAGUACCACCCCGACUUCCAUCUCAUCCUGCACACCAAAUACUUCAACCCCCACUACAAGCCCGAGAUGCAGGCGCAGUGCACGCUCAUCAACUUCCUGGUGACCAGAGACGGGCUGGAGGAUCAGCUGCUGGCAGCAGUGGUGGCAAAAGAGAGGCCCGAUCUAGAGCAGCUGAAGGCACAUCUCACCAAAAGCCAAAACGAGUUCAAGAUUUUCCUGAAGGAGCUGGAGGAUUCUUUGCUUGCCCGGCUCUCUGCUGCAUCAGGGAACUUCCUGGGAGACACAGCCUUGGUGGAGAAUCUGGAGACCACAAAGCGGACAGCCAUGGAAAUUGAGGAAAAAGUGCGAGAAGCUAAAAUUACAGAAAUAAAAAUUAACGAGGCCAGAGAAAGCUACAGGCCGGCUGCAGAAAGGGCGUCCCUGCUGUACUUCAUACUGAACGACCUCAACAAGAUUGACCCCAUCUACCAGUUCUCACUGAAGGCGUUCAACGUGGUCUUCGAGAAGGCCAUCCAGCGCACGGUCCCGGCCGAGGACGUGAAGCAGCGGGUGGUGAACCUGACGGACGAGAUCACCUACUCCGUCUUCGUGUACACGGCCCGGGGCCUGUUCGAGAGAGACAAGCUCAUUUUCAUGGCCCAGAUUUCCUUUCAGGUCCUGCUCACGAAGAAAGAGGUGAACCCGGUCGAACUGGACUUUCUUCUGCGCUUUCCGUUCAAGGCUGGACUCACGUCCCCUGUGGACUUUCUGCUGUCCCAAGGGUGGGGUGGGAUUAAGGUCCUCUCAGAAAUGGACGAGUUCAAGAACUUGGACGGCGACAUCGAAGGCUCGGCCAAGCGGUGGAAGAAGUUUGUGGAGUCGGAGGCGCCGGAGAAGGAAGUGUUCCCGAAGGAGUGGAAGAACAAGUCAGCGCUGCAGAAGCUGUGCAUGAUGCGGUGCAUGAGGCCGGACCGGAUGACCUACGCCGUCAGAAACUUUGUGGAAGAGAAAAUGGGCAGCAAGUACGUGGAAGGCAGAAGUGUUGAAUUUUCCAAGUCCUACGAAGAGUGCAGCCCGUCCACUGCAAUCUUCUUCAUCCUCUCGCCAGGGGUGGACCCCCUGAAGGACGUCGAGGCGCUGGGCCAGAAGCUGGGCUUCACCAUAGACAACGGGAAAAUCCACAACGUGUCUCUAGGGCAAGGGCAGGAAAUCGUGGCCGAAAACGCUCUGGAUGUGGCUGCUGUGCAAGGCCACUGGGUCAUCCGGCUGCGCGGUGACGUGCGUGCUGGUGGGUUUUCCCCAGGCCAGAAGCUGGGCUUCACCAUAGACAACGGGAAAAUCCACAACGUGUCUCUAGGGCAAGGGCAGGAAAUCGUGGCCGAAAACGCUCUGGAUGUGGCUGCUGUGCAAGGCCACUGGGUCAUCCUACAGGACACCCUGGAGAUGUGCACCAAGGAAAUCGAGUUCAAGUGCAUCCUGUUCGCGCUCUGCUACUUCCACGCGGUGGUGGCGGAAAGGCGGAAGUUCGGGGCGCAGGGCUGGAAUCGGUCCUACCCGUUCAACAACGGAGACCUGACCAUCUCCAUCAACGUGCUCUACAAUUACCUGGAGGCCAACGUCAAGGUGCCCUGGGACGAUCUGCGCUACCUCUUUGGAGAGAUUAUGUACGGGGGACACAUCACAGACGACUGGGACCGCAGGCUGUGCAGAACCUACCUGGGCGAGUACAUCCGGGUGGAGAUGCUGGAGGGAGAAAUGACGCUGGCUCCAGGCUUUUUAGUGCCACCCAGCCUGGAUUACAAGGGUUACCACGAAUACAUCGAUGAGAACCUCCCGCCGGAGAGCCCCUACCUCUACGGGCUCCACCCCAACGCCGAGAUCGGCUUCCUCACGGUCACGUCCGAAAAGCUUUUCCGGACCGUUCUGGAGAUGCAGCCCAAGGAGUCUGACGCGGGAGGAGGGACGGGGGUGUCCCGCGAGGAAAAGGUCAAGCAAGCCCUCGAUGAGAUCCUUGACAAGCUGCCGGAGCCCUUCAACAUGCUGGAGAUCAUAGCCAAAGCCGCGGAGAAGACGCCGUACGUGGUGGUGGCCUUCCAGGAGUGCGAAAGAAUGAACAUCUUGACCAAUGAGAUCAGGCGCGCAUGCGUGGCCAUCUCUGCCCUGCGGCGCCGUUACGUGUUACAGGUCAAGCAAGCCCUCGAUGAGAUCCUUGACAAGCUGCCGGAGCCCUUCAACAUGCUGGAGAUCAUAGCCAAAGCCGCGGAGAAGACGCCGUACGUGGUGGUGGCCUUCCAGGAGUGCGAAAGAAUGAACAUCUUGACCAAUGAGAUCAGGCGCUCGCUGAAGGAGCUGAACUUGGGGCUGAAGGGGGAGCUGACGAUCACCACAGACAUGGAGGACUUGUCCAACGCUCUCUUCUACGACAACGUGCCCGAGUCCUGGACGAACCGGGCCUACCCCUCCUUGCUCGGCUUGGGAGCCUGGUACGCCGACCUGCUGCUUCGCGUGCGGGAACUCGAGGCCUGGACAACUGACUUUGCACUGCCCACAACCGUGUGGCUGGCCGGCUUCUUCAACCCCCAGUCCUUCCUCACCGCCAUCAUGCAGUCCAUGGCCAGGAAGAACGAGUGGCCGCUCGACAAGAUGUGUCUUUCCGUGGAAGUGACCAAGAAAAACCGGGAGGAUAUGACGGCGCCCCCCCGGGAAGGCUCCUACGUGCACGGGCUGUUCAUGGAAGGCGCUCGCUGGGACGUUCCUAGUGGGGUUAUCACGGAUGCGCGGCUGAAGGAGUUGACGCCCUCGAUGCCAGUCAUCUUCAUCAGAGCCAUCCCCGUGGACCGCAUGGACACCAAGAACGUGUACGAGUGCCCCGUCUACAAGACACGCAUGCGAGGCCCCACCUACGUCUGGACCUUCAACCUGAAGACAAAAGAGAAGCCGGCUAAGUGGAUCCUUGCGGCUGUAGCUUUGCUCCUGCAGGUGUAAAGUCUUCCUGCCUCAGCAAAGCAAGCGGCGCCCAGCUCGCCGCUAAUCCCACCAGUCAACUCCCCCCCAGCUCUUUGUCUGCACCCCCUAGAUUGUACAGUGACAAUAAAUGAUACACUUGAACGACCGCUAGUGCUUGGGAGUGACCCCCUGGCCUGCGGAGGGCUGCAGGGACGCCGGCGGGCGCGUACUCCGCAGGGCAGCCCAGGGAAAGCACUAGCAAGGGCCAGCUUAGCUUCCUUGUUCUCUUCCAUGCCAAGCGAAGUUUGCAUGGGCCAGCUGGGGUCCCCACAGCCACAGGCUGGAGUGCCAGUCCCUGCCCUAGAGAACUGCCAACGGCGCAGAGACUGGAGGAGAGGCCAGGUAACCGGCCUCAGGGCUACGCUGCACCUCCCAGCAGCAGCAUGGGCACAGGGCACCCCACUCAACCCUUCAGCCCCCGUGCGCAGGCUGCAUAAAGCACACUGGCUGGGCUCCGCUUACCCCCGGUCUCCCACUGGGUGGGAAGCCAGCAGCCUCCUGUUUCUAAGAUGUGACACCUGGCACGGUGCUCCCCGGGGGUGGGGGGCAGUUGUGUCCCACAAGGCCACACACACCCAGCCCGGCAAAAGAGUCACUGAGACGGGACUGGUGAGAAAUGGGGCUCUCCAGGGCACUUGGGGGCAAGGGGCCGUGUUCUCAGGCCUGCCACCAGUGGCUGGGGCCUCUCUCUGCGGCUGCCGUCUGGGGACGAGGGAUGUAAAAUCCCGUCUCACAUACUGUUUGGGGGGGGUCACUCCUGCCCGGCCAGAGCAGCCCCUGUCCGCAGUGGACCCCACAGAGCUGGAGCAGCCCUCUAUCCAUGGCAGGCAGGGAGCUGCUCCAGCCCCCACCGGUUAACUGGUUAACAUUCACGUCCCUAGCAGGGACCAUGAAAGCUAACUCCCCUCCUCCCUCCCCACCCCGAGGUGAGCCACUGUGGCAGACGCCGGAGCAAGCGCUCAGGGAGCAGCUGUUUGGAGAAUAAAGGGUUUUAGUCCCUCAUGCCACUCCCAUCACCUCCAGCCAGGGAACCUCUGCUCAGCGCCGGCAGCCGGGGCCAGGCACCCAGCCCCUCACCACUGCACCGAGCAGUUUGCUAUUGCACGUCUGCUAGCAGCUGCCCAAGACAGAAGGGGAAACCCCAGGGCGGUGCCGUCGUCUCUGCCGAGGGCCAAGAGAGAGCAGUGAAGGGAAGUUCUGGCUACAGGGCUGGGAUGCUUGUGGGCCAGGCCUGACGGGGCAAUCGGAGGCCUCGGGGGGCUGCUCUUUCCUCGCUGGAUAUGACGCAGUUGGGAGCCAGUUGCCCGGCUGUGGCAGGGGCAGGCACAGAGCCACUGCAAGCAACUGGGCUCUCCAGGGCUGAGGGGAGGUGA
Molecule: messenger RNA, 14635 nt
Organism: Pelodiscus sinensis (Chinese soft-shelled turtle)
Lineage: Eukaryota; Metazoa; Chordata; Testudines; Trionychidae
Source: RefSeq, a predicted model, not a curated record